AUGGGAUCUUACGAUCAGGCUCUAUCAGUUGCCAAUUACAUCAAAAGUAAGGUGGAUAUUGGCCCAAAAGUUGGUAUUAUUUGUGGCUCUGGAUUGGGUACCCUAGCUGAAACAGUCAAAGAUCCUGUUAUUAUUAAAUACUCUGAAAUCAAAGAGUUCCCAAAAAGCACUGUCGCCGGUCAUGCUGGUAAUCUCGUUUUUGGUAAACUUGGAGGCAAAAAUGUUGUUGUGAUGCAAGGUAGAUUUCAUCCUUAUGAGGGUUAUGAAAUGAGCCAGAUCACUCUUCCUAUUAGAGUAUUCAAAUUACUUGGUGUCGAAACAAUGAUCGUUACUAAUGCCGCUGGUGGUUUAAAUCCUCGUUACAAAGUUGGUGACAUGAUGAUUAUUAAAGACCAUAUCAGUUUGUGCGGUUUAACUGGCAAAAACCCACUUGUUGGCCACAAUGAAGAUAAAUUUGGACCCCGUUUUCCAGCCAUGUCAAAUAUAUAUACUAAAGAACUCAGACAACUUGGAAAGAAAAUUGGUGCUGAAUUGAACAUAGGGGAAUUUCUUCGUGAAGGUGUUUAUGCUGCUCAAAUAGGCCCAACGUACGAAACUCCCGCCGAGGCUCGUUUUAUUCGUUUGGUUGGAGCAGACGCUGUCGGAAUGAGCACAGUGCAUGAGACUAGCGUUGCUAGACAUGCUGAUAUGAAAGUCUUUGCUAUGUCUCUUAUUACCAACAUGAUCGUGCAAGAUGAAGAUAGUGAUGAACUAGCCAAUCAUGAAGAAGUCCUGGAAACUAGCAACAAAAGGGCUGAAACAAUGAAGACCUUCGUCACAAAGCUUGUUGAAUAUAUGAAUUAG
This is a messenger RNA of Rodentolepis nana, 843 nucleotides long. Lineage: Eukaryota; Metazoa; Platyhelminthes; Cestoda; Cyclophyllidea; Hymenolepididae. The record is from the annotation of a GenBank genome assembly.